CCUUGGCCUUUAUAUUUGGUUUCUCGUGCAGUGCCAUCUCCAGCCCGGCUCCGGCUCCGGCUCCGGACCGGAUCCGACUACCUACCUACUUAUCCGGAUCCGAAGCGCCUCGGAUCCGAACGACCAGACUCCAAAGACUCACUACAUAAAGCGAUACGCAUCCUAGAUAUCCGUCGGUCUAUCAGUCAAUCAGUCAAUCAAUCAACCAAAGUCCCCAUCGCCAACUACUUCAACUUCUCCUUCCUCCUCCUCAAGAACCACCACCACAACCACCACCACACCACACCACCCACGAACAAUGCACAUCCUCAUUUUCGGGGGCAACGGACGGACCGGACGUCUCGUCAUCGCCGCCGCACUAGAAAACGGACACACCGCCACAGCCCUAGUGCGAGACCCGUCCUCGCUCCCCGCCCGCAAAGGCCUCACCAUCAAGCAAGGCACGCCGCUCAACCGCACCGACAUCGCCGCCAGCCUCAGCACGCCCACGGGCGCCGCCCUCCCAGACGCAGUCAUCAUCACGCUCAACGCGCCGCGGGCCAGCGACUCGCCGUUCGCGGCGCCCAUUGCCCCGCCAAGAAUGAUGGCCGACGCGGCCGCCAAUGUCGCUGCUGCGGUGCGCGAGCGGGCGGGGGCAGACGGCGCCGCGCUCCCGAGAGUAGUGACGCUCUCGGCGUUUGGCGUCGCGGACUCCGCGCCCAACCUCAGCUGGCCGUUCCGCCUCGUCCUGCGCCGCACGAACAUGGUGCACCAGUUCGCGGAUCACGACCUCGUGGACGCGGAGACGAAAGCCCGAAAGGAUGUGCCGUACGUGCUCGUGCGGCCAGCAAUGCUAGCCGAAGGCCCCGCGGCGGCGGUCAAAGUAUGGGGAGACCAAGGGGAGGGGGCGCCGUGCUUCGGGAAAGUGACAAGGGCGAGCGUGGCGAGGUUUCUGGUUGAGGUGGCUGAGAGUGAGACCGGGGAGUGGGUGGGGCGGACGCCUGUUAUUACCAACUAG
Aplosporella prunicola CBS 121167 is the source of this 997-nucleotide messenger RNA. RefSeq lists its product as uncharacterized. Bases 299 to 997 code for a protein of 232 amino acids. The record is from RefSeq and is a predicted model, not a curated record. NCBI's taxonomy places the organism in Eukaryota, Fungi, Ascomycota, Dothideomycetes, Botryosphaeriales, Aplosporellaceae. The transcript has a single exon.